AUGCACCUGUCAUUCAGUUUCCCUUCUUGCCCUGAUUUCUUUAGCCGUCUUCCUCUGACGUACCAAACUGGCCAAGACGCCGUCGUUCGAGCUCAAUUCAUCAACAACGGUGUUCUUUCCAACACUGAGGACUCUAACUUCCGUGCUGUCAGCGAUGACUGGCUAGUCUUUACCUUCGCACACGACCUCGGCACCGUGUCGGUCACUGCCACUGACCCUGUGAUCUAUACUGUGGGUCAUGCGAGAGAUCCGCCAAUUCAGUUCAUCAUCGCGAAUAACGUCUACCAACCCCGAAGUGUUUACUUCUGGGGUGCUUAUUCAAGCGUCGCGAACUUGAUUUCUGACUCCAUCGGGGACUACUCUGACGCACUAAGACCGUUGUCGAUUCGUCAGGCCUUCGGAGCCUUGGAACUCACGUUGUCGAAGAACAGCGACGGAAGUUGGAACACAGAUGAUGUUCUUGAAGGCGAUGGCAACGUGAAUACCGUGUAUGUUAUCAUGCCUACAUGGCCUAUCCUCUUGUACACCAAUCCGACGCUCGCAAAAUUCACUCAACCUCCCGUGGCCACAAACUAG
Messenger RNA from Suillus paluster, 576 nucleotides. RefSeq lists its product as uncharacterized. Bases 1 to 576 code for a protein of 191 amino acids. The transcript has 5 exons. The record is from RefSeq and is a predicted model, not a curated record. NCBI's taxonomy places the organism in Eukaryota, Fungi, Basidiomycota, Agaricomycetes, Boletales, Suillaceae.